AUGGUGUGCAGCCCGGUGACAGUGAGGAUUGCUCCUCCCGAUAGAAAAUUGACUCGUCUUCCAAUGUCCAAGCAGUUAAUCUGCUCAACACUGUCCUCACCAUCGAGUGAUGCUCCAGACCCAUGUGCAAAGGAGACCAUACUGAGUGCUCUCAAAGAGAGGAAGAAGAGAACAGUGAAGGAGGAAGAACAAAUAUUCACUGAUAGCCAAGAAAAUAAAAGAAGGUGCCAUGAUAGCAGUGGGAGUGGACCUUCAGUAUUCGAGUCCCUGGUGGCUGAUAGAGUCCCUGCUUCUUUUGUGCCUAACCUUGGGUCUCUGAAGAGAGGUCUCAAUUCCCAGAGCUCAGAUGACCAACUGAAUAAGAGAUCCCUCAUCUCUUCUAUGAGCUCCAUAACAAGCAGGUACGCAGGUGGCCUUCCUAGCUCCAGCCGCAAUGCCAUUACCAGUUCUUAUAGCUCUACCAGAGGUUUCUCUCAUCUGUGGAAGACAGGUGGUCCCAAUUCACCACCCUUUCCCAGCCCAGAUUCAUUUCACUCCCGGACACCGAAGAGGCUUGAAAGGAAAAUAAAAGAGGAAUUUUUUCGUCAUUCUAGUUCUUCGAUUCAGUUAGUAACCGACAAGGAGUCCGGAGGAGAAAAGGCUGCAGAUACAACCACCUGGAAGAAAGAAAACUCGUGGAAUUCUCCAUGUACCCUUAGCAGCUCUGGGCAGCGGAAGCGGAAGAUACAGCUUUUGCCCUCCAGGCGAGGGGACCAGCUGACCUUGCCUUCACCUCCCCAGCUUGGUUAUUCAAUCACUGCCAAAGACCUAGACUUUGAAAAGAAAGCUUUGUUACAAUGGUUUAACAAGGUCUUAGAGAGUAAGACUAAUGCUGCUUCAAACUCUGUCACUGAGAACUCACUUACCACUCAGCCAUCUUUUACUUUUACCCAGCCUACUGCUGGGACUGCUUCUUCCCAAACCCCACUCCUGGCCCCCAGCACUGACCCACUCUUAGAGAGCUUAAGGAAGAUAUCAAAUUCCUCAGGCCUACCAUCCUCCCCAGAAUCUGCUGGAGUGGCAACUACUGUGGCCCAUUUGCCACCGAAGAUAUCCAGCCUUCUCGGCCCUCUUGGCUCUUCACAGACAGUGCCCCUUCCAGGCACCUCCUCGGACACCAAAUCCGCAGUUACUUUCUUGGGGUCGACCCCUGCUUCUUCUGGGAUACCUGUCACUGACACCACCAAGUCACUUCUUGUCCCUCAGGCUGAGACAUCUGCCAAAUCCCAAGCCCUGUCAGCCCCACUCCCUACCCCCAAGCAAGGUGUUCUGUUUGGAAUGUUGAGAACCCCACCUGCUAACCCUUCUGCCGCUGCAGCUCCUGCUGUAUCUUCAGCACCUUCUAUGUUCAAGCCCAUUUUUAUGGUCCCACCUAAAAACAAUAAUGAGGGCCCCUUGCUAGCUAGCCCUUCCAAAGUUACUACCUCAACAUCUUCCAGCUCUGCCCUUCCCUCGACUAACAGCCCCUCACUCAUCACUUUCAAGCCAAUCUUUGGCAGCAUGGGACCACCUACAUCUGUGCCCUUGUCAACUCCCUUCUUCAAUCAAACAACUACUCCAGCCACAACCACAGGCACCGAUCUCUUCACUGGCCAGGUCAGUGCCACAUCAGCAGUGGCUGCCAUGACCAUAUCCAACACUUCCGCAGACUCGACUUUAAAGCCUGCCUUCAGCUUUGAUGUGAGCAGUGUGACCAGCACCAUGAGCAGUGUGACUAGCACCACCACUUCCACCUCCAAGCCUUUCCUCUUUGGAACUUUCCCCGCCUCUGGUGCCAGCUUUACACCAGCCAUGGGCUCCAUAUUCCAAUCUGGCAAGCCUCCUGCCAUGCCCACUUCAACAACAGUCACCACCUUUGGCCAGUCCCUACCCAGUGCCAUGCAGACAGGCACCAGCAGCAGUGCCACAAGCUUUGAUGGUUUUGGCAGCACCUUUACAGCCUCGGUCCUGGUCACCACCAACCAGCCUAAGCUGACAUUUAGUAGCACUGCCACAUCAGCGUCAAACAUUCCCUUUGCCUCAAGCACCAAGACUCCACUCUCAUCAUAUCCAGGAACCAACCCCCAGCUUUCAUUUGGGCAGCAGCAGGGAGCCACCAAACCAGCCAUCACCCCCAGCUUCGGAAGCUCUUUCACUUUUGGAAACUCUGCAGCCCCAGCCCCAACUGCAACUCCAGCGCCAGCCCCAGCCCAGCCAGCCUUUGGCAGCACAGUUCAGUCAGCUUUCGGUGAUUUGAAACUCACAGCCUCUGCUUUCAGCACCCCUGCCAGCACCCAAACAGCCUUUGGCAGCACCACAGCUGUUUUCUCCUUUGGUUCAGCCAACACCUCUGGCUCUGGAGCCACAACCCAGACCACCAGCAGUGGGACAAGUAGCUCAGUGUUUGACAGCACAACACCAUUGACCUUCACGAUUAGGGGCUCAGCAGCCCAAGCUGGCAACAGGAGCUUUGGGAUCAGUAUGGUUACCCCAAGCACUACCUCCACCUCUGGAGCAUUCAGCUUCGCAGGAGGACAGGAUGGGAUGACUAGCAACACAAUCCCUUUUGGAGGAGGCUUGAGUCAGAACACCUUGGACAUGCCCAGCCAGAGCACACCCUUUGCCUUCAGUGUGUCCAGCACCCCUGAAAGCAAACCUGUGUUUGGAGGCACCUCCACACCCAUCUUUGGUCGGAGCUCCCCUGCCUCUAGGGUGGGCACAUCGGGCAGCAACUUUUCCUUUGCAGCAUCCUCAACACCUAACAAAGGCUUUAUUGCAGAUGGACCUUUGGGUUCAGCGACCCCUUCAUUUUCCAUUGGUGCAGGAUCCAGGACCCCAGGAGCUGGGCAGAGACAGCAGGCCCGAAGGCAGCACACCCGCAAGAAGUAG
Molecule: messenger RNA, 2907 nt
Organism: Pteropus alecto (black flying fox)
Lineage: Eukaryota; Metazoa; Chordata; Mammalia; Chiroptera; Pteropodidae
Product: nuclear envelope pore membrane protein POM 121C-like
Exons: 1
Coding region: 1-2907 (968 amino acids)
Biological process (GO): protein import into nucleus; RNA export from nucleus
Cellular component (GO): nuclear pore
Molecular function (GO): structural constituent of nuclear pore
Source: RefSeq, a predicted model, not a curated record